Messenger RNA from Prorocentrum cordatum, 312 nucleotides. Lineage: Eukaryota; Dinophyceae; Prorocentrales; Prorocentraceae. The record is from the annotation of a GenBank genome assembly.
GAGCUCGAGCUCUACGCCUCGCUGCUCAGGGUCCGCGACCGGCAGGUGGGCGAGCUGCAGGGCCUGUGCGAGGCGGCGCCCGCCGGCUCCGCGCGGGAGCUGGACGAGGCGCGCCGCGAGGCGCAGCGCCUGCAGAGCGAAAAGGACGAGCUCGAGCGGCUGGUUCUCUCCAAGGACAGGCAGCUGGCAGCGGUGCAGGGCGUCGACAGGAGCAUGACGGACGCCUCGGCGCUGCAGCUGGGUGCGAAAGCCAUCCAGAUGUUCCAAGACUCCAUGCGCCAGCGCGCGGAGGAGACCGGGCUGCGAGCGUGA